Molecule: messenger RNA, 10550 nt
Organism: Podarcis lilfordi (Lilford's wall lizard)
Lineage: Eukaryota; Metazoa; Chordata; Lepidosauria; Squamata; Lacertidae
Source: the annotation of a GenBank genome assembly
AUGGCGGCAGGGCUGCCUCAGUCCCGCUGUGGGCUCUUCCAACACCUGCUCUUCUCCCUCUGGGCCCUGCAGGGUGGUAAGUACCUGGGGAUGUGAGGCCAAGGGCACAUUUGAACACACUGACCUGUUAUUUAAAAACCACUUCCAGGACAGGGCUAGUCCACUGACUGUCUUCCUUUUGUUCAGGGUGUCCACAGUCCCUGGUGAUCAACUAUUAUUCAUUGAUGGAAUAUAAUUUCUCUCUUCUUAGGCCUAGUUACCAGCAACCCUGGAGUGAAAGUGACCCAGCACCCAUCAGUGGUCAGCAAACGGCAGGGUGAGACCCUGGAGCUGAGCUGUGGCGUCAACCAAGUAAACUGGUUUUUCUAUUGGUACCGCCAGCAACCUGGAGAGCCAAAGCUACAAUACUUUGGGACGUUCAGCACCUAUAGUAGCGAUUUAAAGGACGACACAAAAAGUAGCCUCGAUAGUCGGCUGAGUGGCAAACGGAAAGACAAUGAAACAACUUUGUACCUGAAAGACCUCCAGCUUAACGACACAGGGCUGUAUCUCUGUGCUUCAAAGGACACAGUGACUGUAGCAACCUCAGGAGCUGUCACAAAACUGACUACCAAACAAUAUUACACUUCUUCGUGUGCUGCUAAGAAACAUGUCAUCUCUAUAAAUUAGUGGCACAUUUCCCACUACAGUGGUACCUCAGGUUAAGUACUUAAUUCGUUCCAGAGGUCCAUACUUAACCUGAAACUAUUCUUAACCUGAAGCACCACUUUAGCUAAUGGGGCCUCCUGCUGCCGCCACGCCGCCAGAGCACAAUUUCUGUUCUCAUCCUGAAGCAAAGUUCUUAACCUGAAGCACUAUUUCUGGGUUAGCAGAGUCUGUAACCUGAAGCAUAUGUAACCUGAGGUACCACUGUACAAACAGGCAUCGUGUAUAUUCAGGGCCCACAAGGAGCUCUGUUCAAAUAGUCACUGUCUGUGGGUCUGUCAGUCUCUUUCCUUCUCUCUCUCUCUCUCUGACACAAGAACAGCUAACACAAGCAGUCCAAAACCCCUGAUUCAGAGAUCCACCCCGCACAUGUGUGAAUCACAGGGUGCAAUCCUGAUACUUCUGCCUCCCCAACAAUUCAGCUCCUCGCACAGAUCCUUGUUGAUGUUUCUGCUCAUUUUCUUCUUGCUGCAAGAGAGGGUAACUGUAUUGAGAUUCCUGCAUUGCAGGGAGUUGUACCAGACGGCUCUCGGGUUCCCUUCCGACUCUACAAUUCUAUGAUUCUAUCUCUCUGCUCUCAAAUGCAACACUGAGGGUGUGGGUGAGGGUGGGUGGAUGUGUACAGCCAGUAAUGCUACGUGAACUGGCUGUAAGUAAAGAAGCAGGCAAGUGAGGGCAGGCUGAGGGCAGACAGGACACUAUGCCCCAUUCACUCCAAUGGGCCACCGUCCAUGGCUUCUCCCUCUCUGAAGCCCAGAGGAACCAUAAUGCUCCUUUAACAGCUGGAUGAGCAGCAAACAAGCUGCCUUUUUCUGGUAUGGGAGUUUCAAUGAAGGGCAAAGCUUCCUUCGCUUCUUGCCAGUCACAUGCAGAAGUUGAAAGAGCUGGUCACACCUUGAGGGGCAGCCAUAGAUCAUAGUUAUUUAAAUAUAUAAAAACAGUUUUACCAUUAAUGAAUUGGUGUGAAUCAGUGGUUUAAUAGAUGACAUCUUGCUCAUUAUUUGUGCCCAGCUGCCUUUGAAUGGAAGAUAGAAGCUAAAUAAAGAGAAAAGGUCUCCCUUUAAAUCCUCUUCACGAGAGAGAGAGAGAGAGAGAGAGAGAGAGAGGAAACCAGCAGCAUCCGUUUUCCUCCCACCAGCAGUUGCUUCAAGGACGAGAUGGCGGCAGGGCUGCCUCAGUCCCGCUGUGGGCUCUUCCAACACUUGCUCUUCUCCCUCUGGACCCUGCAGGGUGGUAAGUACCUGGGGAUGUGAGGGCAAGCGCACAUUUGGACCCUCAGCUAAUUUUCAGGUGCCACUUCCAAGACAGUUAGUGCCCUUAUUGUCUCCCCUUGCUUCAGGUUGCCUCAGUACCUGAUGAUCAUCUCUCACUGACAAGACAUCAUUUCUCUCCUCCUAGGUCUAGUAACCAGCACCUCUGGAGUGGAAGUGACCCAGCACCCACCACUGGCCAACAAAUGGCAAGGCGAGACCCUGGAGCUGAGCUGCGAUGUCCAUCAAAAUACCUAUCAUUACUACUGGUACCGCCAACUCCCUGGAGAGAUUAAUCUAGAGCACCUUGGGACUGUUUACUCUGCUGCAGACAAAUUGGAGGAGAUUCCAAAAAACGAUCUGAACAGUCGUCUGAGUGGCAAACGGGUUGGCACAAAAGUAUAUUUGUACCUAAAAGGCCUCCAACUUACUGACUCAGGGCAAUAUCUCUGUGCUUCUAGGGACACAGUGAUUGUAGCAGCACCAGGAGCUGUCAUAAAACCAAACAAUAAUACGUCUCUCCAUGUGCUGCUGAGAAACACGUCCUCUCUGUACAUUAGGGACAUUACUUUCCACAUAUUAUUAGCAAGGCAUCUUGUAUACUCAGUGUCCACUGGCCAGCUCUGUACAAUUAAUCUCUCUCUCUCACACACACACACACAGAGAGAGAGAGAGAGAGAGAGAGAGAGAGAGAGAGAACAGUGGUGGAUCAAAUAUCUCAUGUGGAGACCCAUGUGUCUUCAUAUGGCUGAGUGUUACAAUGGACAAUCCUGUUGGUUCUGCCACCCUAACAAACCCUCUCCUGCCUCACACACAUUGUUCUUUAUAAUGCUGCUAAUUUUCUUGCUGGAGCUGAUCAUCUCAGCCCUUAUCUAUCCAACUGAUCCCUGGGCUCAGAAAGUAAAGGCCUCUUGCAGAUCCCAUGUUAGCAGGAGGUCCAUUCCACACCACAGAGGGAUCAGACUUUCCUUGUGAUGGAAGCUCUCUCCUGUUUGAUAUCAGGCAGGUGCCACCUCUGUUGUCUUUUUGGCAGCUUCUAAUGAAAUUCCUUUUUCAGCAAGCCUUUUAAUUAGAGAGGUUUCCCAGUUUCCAUCUGUAUUGGAAUUGCAUCCAGAUGUUUUAUCUCUGGUGUGUUUGCCACCACUUCACAUUUCAGAAGAAAACUCUCAGCAGUUCACAAACGGAACUUUAACAGCAAAAUGUUAAAAGGGGGGGGUCAAGGAAAUUAUUUAUUAUAAAAUGUGAAUACCAACCUUCAUUUGUAGAUCUCAGGGUGGCUCACAGAAAUUACAGCUCAGUUAACUAGAGGAUCCCAUGAAUUGGCAGGACUCUCUUUGCAGCUCUUCAGUCUCAUUCAUGCUGCCCAGCCCAAAUAUCUAUGUUUGGAAAUUUAUUAAGGCUGACUAGGGCUAAUGUGAAUUGUAAUCCUAAAUAUCUGGAAGGCACCCGAUUAAGAAAGACUGCACUAGGUUUUGCCAGUUCUCUCUCUUGAGACACACUGCCUUUUAAAGAGGCGGCUGAUAAAUCCCUGUCUGUUGUGAAUCUGUUUGAGGUACAGGAGUCCUGCCAUGGAGAACUGCAAAAAGGAAGGGGUACCUCUGUGCUUACUUAUAGGAGUGAGGUCCACUGAAUCUAAGGGAACUACCUUCAGAGGGAACAUGACCAGAUUCUAGAGUUUCUGCAAAGUAUUCUACCACUGUGCUAUACAGGGGGUCACUGUGAUGCAAUCUCAGGGAGUGCCUUUACAAAAACCUUCUGCCCUAAGAAAAAUGAAAACUUGGGUUCCUUGAAGGGUCUAGCAAAACAAAAACAAGGAAAAAAGGGGGGCUGGACACAAGGAAGAAGAUAAUUAACCCUUUCCUCCCUGGAAUAAUCCCUGGAGUUUGUGUUGUAUUGCUUAUUAAAACAGGGUUAUAGACACUUAACUCUUUCUUUGCCAGCUGUUUCACUACACAUAUCCUUUGUUUGGUUCCAAAAGGGUGUAACCAGGGAGUUCAGAUGUACUUAACUCCACAUGGAAUCAAGCUGCCAAGCAAGUCCUAUUGAAAUCGGAGCCAGUAGGAUGCAAACAGAAUGGGACUGAGGAAAGCGCCGUCCUCUUAAUGCUUUUGAGUGUCAAGUCAGCUGCAGCGGCUAAAGACACAAGAGUAAGAUCAGUAAAAGUAAAGUUGGCAACUCUACUUGGGGCUUCAAGAGUGCUUCCCGAAUAUAUGCAUUUCUGCACACAUUUACUCAGAAGUAAGUUGUGUUCAGUAGGGCUCACUCUCAGCUAUAAAGAGGUCCUAAGACGCAACUUUAAGUGCAGAUGGACACUCAGCCGAGCGAUCUUUCGAAUGGGAGGCAGAAAGGUUUGAGCAGGGAGCAGAUUCUUGCUGGAGAAGUAAGUUGAGAAGAGACUCCCUCUCCCCUCCCUGCAAGAGAGCGGUGUUCUGCAGCCACGAGCGAAGGAGCAGUUGCUGCACGGCGCCUUCAGGGCUGCGGAAAGAAGGGCGGCUGGCUACUCGGCUGGGCGGAGUGGGACUUGACUGAUCUCCUAGCAGAAAUAGAAGGGAGCUGCCUCCAGAUCGGUAUCAAUCUGGGAUCAGGAACGCCGAGGCGAGGGGCGGCUGUUCAAUCCGGAGCGUUCCCAGCUGGCUGGAAGACAGACGAUUGGAGAAACGAGAAGGAGGUGGCGGGGGCGCAAGUGGGGAUCAUCGCCAGGUCUGGUCCAGCAGGACACUAGAGUGAGCCGCCUCAAGUGCCUCUGGUUUUCGAGGGACCGGACGGGAGGGAGCAGGCUGCCGAGAGAGCUGGGAGAGAGUUUUUGUGCGAUCGCGUCCCGCUGUGUCAACAGCGCCACGAUGAUACACGCCGCGCCCAAUACUCGACGGGAGCCUGGAGGAGGCGAUGGAGGGGUCAGGGAAUGGGCAGCAAACCCAAGCGGCUGCCCCCAGAGAAAAAACCCGCUGUGGGGCCAUCGUGACAGAUCGAGGUGCUCCGGAGAGGUCUAGAGGGUCUCCCUCUCGAGCGAGAUGCGUUCGCAGCCCUCCACGGCACUGGACGGCCCCGAGGGGCUUGGGCAGCCCUCGUCCGGCUGCUCCCUGGCCGCCUUUGGCUUGAAGCGCCGCCCCAAAGGACGCUUCGCCGUCGGAGAGCAAGGAGGGCCGGAGGGCGAGGAAGGAGCCGUCCCGGAGGGCCGGGAGCAGCCGGGAAGAUUUUGCAAGGGGGGCCCGUGAGGCGGCAGUGCUGUGUGAGCAAGCUUACUUCGCGGAUACUGGGACGCAGCUCAUAGUCGAAGGUCAGUCGAAAGGCGCUCGCGUCCACCUUCAGGGUGGGGGGAAAGCGGGGAGGGGGCUCUCACCUCCACGGCCACCCCACCGGCCACCCCGUUUUCAUUAUUUCCCAUUAGAACAAGGCUGAUUCGGUCUCUUCGACGGGUGGGGCGGCGGCAGAAGAUCCAGAUGGGCAGCAAUUGGGGUGGGAAGUUUAUUUAGGUGGGGGGGGGGGAGUCAUGACAGUCCCUUCGAGCCAGAUCGGCUUUUUUCCCACCCAAGGCACAAAAUCGAAUCCUCCCCCCGCCCUAGUCACUCUGCUCCUGCCUCCUUUCUCAAUCCUGCUAAAAAAACCCCACAGAUCGCCAGCGAGGGAGCCCAGAUCCAGCCACUGUCUCAAGUCCCAGCUCUCCUUAAAAAGAAAAGGCACGUGGGAUGGGGGUUAAAAUAUCGAAAAGAGUUUCCAGUUCGCUCCAAAUGGCUGGAGUGGAGGAAUGGAUGUCUGCAUUUUCUGCCUUGCAACGGCUCUAAAUAAAUAUUUGGGGCUCGGGGCUGGGGUGGAGAUCCUAACCAUCCCCAAACAGCGACAGCCCAUCAGGGAGUGUUUAGCCAGGUCAGAGUCCAAAUGCUCGGGGCACAAAAAGUGGAUCCAGUAGAGAGAGAAAAUUCCCGGAUACAAGAAAGUUCCCUGAGCAGCACUACCACCACUCGCGGGGCGAGCGGGGGGCGGGAGCGAAGAUUGCAGUCCACUAACAAAGCCAAAGUUUACUACCUUCAUCAUGGGAGCCAAUGAAAGCUUAAGCUCCAGAACAAAUAAGCUCUUUCUCGGCAUCCACGAGGACUAGAAUCUUCAGAAAGAGAUCCAUUAGCUGGAACGGGGAAGAGAAGCCAGGUGGGAGGUAUACCUGCUGGUUUCUGUUAGUAUGGUGAGAUUUCCUCCGGAUCCUGAGAGCGGGGAUAUUGAGAGUCAGCUGAGCAAAUUGUUUCAAACCAGUAAUGCUUUAUUAUUUUAAACUUAAUUUGGUCUUAUGGGCUCCCCACAGCCAUGUGCUGCAGUUGUGAUGCACACAAUGUACACUUCUCUUCAGCCGCCCAUGAUUUACAACAUUCCUGAUAGGUUAGAGGGAAACCCAAAGAAAAAGAAAAUACUGUGGUUAAAAUAGAACUACUCAGACCAUGUGCAGUUUCACAUUUUAAACUUGCCUGUAUAGCACCACCAACAUUACAGGAAUAAAGUAGGUUUUGUUGCUGCAGCACAGCUGGCAAUAAGUACCAUUUUCCCAUAGAAAGUGAUUAUGCAGUAACAAUAAUUGUGUAUCUACAUGCACAUGCUUGGGAAGCAACCCCCUGACUUAGGCUAUGUACAUACCAUACACUUAAAGCACCCCAAAAAACGCCCCAAACAAUCCUAGGAACUGUAAUUUAAGGGUACUGUGAAUUAUACUUCCUUGAGGGGUAAACUACAGUUUCCAGGAUCUUUGGGGGGGGGGGCUUCCAAUGCAUGGUGCAUACCCAGGCUAAAAAGUCUGAUUGUCUUUAAAAUAGAGUAAGACAAUGUAUAUGUGUGUUAAAAGGCAGGCACAGCAGAAAGAAACAGAUAAUAUCACAACUGACCUCCAUGCAUAGGACUGAAGCCUAAUGCACUUGAAUUAAGAUUGCCAUUGCACCUUUUAAAUCUCCUUUUUAAACCACCUUUUUUUGUUUUGUUUCCCAAGCUGAUUAAAAUGGUAUAAUUAAUCAGCAUCAAGUCAUGUGGAGUAAGUGCUUAUCUGUGAGUUUAUUAUAGAGACUUUUAAGGCACCAAGGGUGGCCUCACUGAACAGGCACACUCAUUCCCCAGCCACCCACACCUAUCACGGGGCUGAUCGGCUUGGGCCUGCUGUUUAUUACAUGCCCUCUUGGAACAAAGAAAACAUCUUCUCCCUUUGCAGAUGAAAAUUGUCAACGCUCACAGCCGACUGUCCAUCUUCUGGGUCCAGUGUGCCACAAGGACCAUGUCACACUCGUGUGUGUGGCCCAGGGCUUUCCCUAUGAAUGGCCCAUUGAUGUGAGUUGGAAGCGUGAUGCGCAAGAGGUGACUCAUCUCUCUUUCGCCACUGACCCCGUCCGCACCCUGAAUGGCACAUGCAACUUUGGGGUUUCCAGUCGCCUGAGCAUGACAGCUGCAGAGUGGCAAGAGAGGCACGUGUACUCAUGUCACGUGAGACAAGGGAACAUAACAGAGGCUGAAGAGUCGAUGGAGAGGGAGCCGAGCCAGCAGCCAGGUAAGCAAGGACUAGGGUGGAGGCAAUUACAUGUACCAGGUUGGAGAUCCUACAUAAUGGGGGAAGUAGCAAGAAGGUGCCCUCUUCCUCUUGCUGGUCAAAGGUUGAGAAUACAGGGCUGAUUAAAGGGAAAGCAGCAAACAUUUCUUCAGGAGCAGAUGGUCAAAACAGGGAUGUUUUUAUUUGCUGUUUUAGUUUUCUGAUUAAAUUUUUUUAAUUUUAUGAUGUUGCCUUAAUUUGGAUUUGUGUAUGGUCACCCUGAUGGAUAAACAAGCAAACAAAGGUGGGGAGGGAUUGGGAGACAGUUUUAUCACAACUGGAGGCUGAUUUCCCUAAGGGUUCAGCAUUUCUGCCUCUCCCAAAUAUAAUUAGAAGCGCUCCUAAAUGGUUGCGAACUUUACUGUAUGCUAGGUGUUGGUAGAAAGAAUACCUUCCCACAAGAUGCAUAGUGCCCAAGGUUAGUUCUGGAAACUGAGGCAGAAAAUCCUACAAACAACUCUCCCUGAAGUACAAACAUAACAAUAAUAAAUUAAAAAAUGAACAGUUUGCUGCCCUUUCAUGACAUCCAAAAUUAGCAGUCUGAGGCAGCUGUUCUACUCUGUCUAAUGGCAGGGCCAGGCAGCCCUAAUAUAUCCUAUUUAUUUAUCUAAAAUAUAUACCAUGUAAUUCAAUAGAGCCUUCAGGACAGUUUACAAAAACAAAUGAAGUAUCCAUAAGGUUCUAGACUUCAUUUUUGAAUGCUAGGGUGGAAACUGCAGCCAGAGUGGUGCAGGCUCUAGUUAUUUCCCGCUUGGACUACUGCAAUGUGCUCUAUGUGGGGCUACCUUUGAAGGUGAACUGGAAACUACCACUAAUCCAGAAUGCGGCAGCUAGACUGGUGACUGGGAGUGGCCAACGAGACCAUAUAACACGGUCUUGAAAGACCUACAUUGGCUCCCAGUAGGUUUCCAAGCACAAUUCAAAGUGUUGGUGCUGACCUUUAAAGCUCUAAACAGCCUCGGCCCAGUAUGCCUGAAGGAGCAUCUCCACCCCCAUCGUUCAGCCCAGACACUGAGGUCCAGCGCCAAGGGCCUUCUGGCGGUUCCCUCACUGUGAGAAGUGAAGUUACAGGGAACCAGGCAGAUGGCCUUCUUGGUUGUGGUGUCCGCCCUGUGGAACGCCCUCCCAUCAGAUGUCAAGGAAAUAAACAACUAUCAGACUUUUAGAAGACAUCUGAAGGCAGCCCUGUUUAGGGAAGCUUUUAAUGUUUGAUGUUUUAUCGUGUUUUCAGUAUUCUGUUGGGAGCUGCCCAGAGUGGCUGGAGAAACCCAGCCAGAUGGGUGGGGUAUAAAUAAUAAAUUAUUAUUAUUAUUAUUAUUAAAGGUAAAGGUAAAGGUACCCCUGCCCAUACGGGCCAGUCUUGACAGACUCUAGGGUUGUGCGCCCAUCUCACUUAAGAGGCCGAGGGCCAGCGCUGUCCGGAGACACUUCCGGUCACGUGGCCAGCGUGACAAAGCUGCAUCUGGCGAGCCAGCACAACACACGGAAACGCCGUUUACCUUCCCGCCAGUAAGCGGUCCCUAUUUAUCUACUUGCACCCGAGGGUGCUUUCGAACUGCUAGGUUGGCAGGCGCUGGGACCGAGCAACGGGAGCGCACCCCGCCGCGGGGAUUCGAACCGCCGCCCUUUCGAUCGGCAAGCCCUAGGCGCUGAGGUUUUUACCCACAGCGCCACCCGCGUCCCUUAGCGCCACCCGCAUCCCUUAUUAUCCCUUAUUAUUAUUAUUAUUAUUGAGUGUGUGCUUUAAAAAUGCCAGUCUGAAAUGUCCUUCAUGGUGAAGGUGAGUGGGCCUCUGACUCUCUCUAUUUUCUCUCACAUCAGCCUCAACUGUCUUGGAGUUUCAGAGCAGCCUUCAUACAGGGCAGCUCAUUUUCCUGCUCCUGGUGGUUAAGAGCUUUGCCUAUGGUACUGCUCUGGGAAUCUACACAGCCUGUAAGAAGAAAACAGGUACGAGACCCAUUUUACUUACUGAAAUCUGAAGGGUACAACUUCCUUGGCCACAGGGAACCAUUGUUCAUGUAUCCAGAGGCCCUGGUAACAUCCAAAGUAUAUAAUGAAAGCCCCUACCCACUUAGUUGGAACAAUUUGGCAGGAUAUAUGUAAACAGUAGGGGUGUGCAUCGGUCACAAGAUUCAGCUUGUAUCUGUAGGUUUGGGAAGCUGCCUGUUCUGUUUUGGAGCCACUCUGUGUCAUUCCAAUUUAUUAAUUAUUUGAGACCCAAAUAGAUUUGUUAAAUUUGUUUCCCACUCCCCAUCCAAUACAAUGGGGAAGUUAAAAACAGCUAUAACUUGUUUUCCUUUUUGUAGAAAUGGAUAAAGUUUUCAGGCAUAGAGGCCCCUCCAGAGUCGAUUAAGCCUACAAAAUUGUAGGCGGGAGAAAUCCAGGUGUUUUCAUGCAGGGCAUCUUUACAUUUUGAUUUUUAAAGGGGGGGGGAACAAAGGAAAAGUAUAUUAAAAUUUCAGAUUCUACCAGAAUUAGAUGGAAAUUGCAAGCGUGGCCAUAGCUUCUAAGGGAGUAAAUAGCCUGCCAAAUUUCAGAACGAUAGCUGCAGUGGGGGAAAGAACAUGAAUUUACAGGAAAUAUUGGAGCAAAGGAAAAUGUCAUCCCAGUAAGGAUCCCAUUACCCCAAGGGUCAUUGAUGUGAGGUACACUCCCCUCCCCAAUUUUUUAGGGUAUAAUGGAGAUUUCUCUAUUAACUUGCAUUGAAGAAUUAGUAGAUCCAUGGGAACAAAACAAGCACUGUUUUUAAUCCCUCCCCAAAACCUGUCCAUCAAAACAAAAGAUCCCUCUGCCAGCUCUGCAUUCCUUCCCCUCUUGAACUCUGAGCGUUUCCCAAGCCACAGAAUGCUUCAGGAUCUGUUUUGGCUCAAGAUGCCUUGUUAAUGGUGCCAUUUAACUUGGAAAUUUGAGAACCUUCCGCACAUCGCUCUGCUUUGCUUCAUAUAUCACUGUACACACAGAGUUGAUGGUGCAUCCUGCGCUGAUGAUCAUCAUCUUGCUGGGUUACUACCUUUGAAUCCCUUUCUUUUAUAGGUCUCUGA